Messenger RNA from Rhipicephalus sanguineus (brown dog tick), 1409 nucleotides. RefSeq names its product TNF receptor-associated factor 3-like. Gene Ontology annotation, molecular function: protein binding. NCBI's taxonomy places the organism in Eukaryota, Metazoa, Arthropoda, Arachnida, Ixodida, Ixodidae. The coding region runs from base 51 to 1409 and encodes 452 amino acids. The record is from RefSeq and is a predicted model, not a curated record. The transcript has 2 exons.
AGUGGUGGGAGUCGCCUCGGCAGUGAUAGCGGGUGGGUGCGACAUUCAUCAUGCCUACUCAAAGGCAUCGGUACACCUUGGUCGGUUUUUCUGACGAGUUGGACUGGAGAGAGUUGAACUUCGUGGAACCGAUUCCAUGGAGCAAUGUUUGCCAAGCAUGUGGACUGGUAACCAGAGUGACCGCACUCCUGCCUUGCCGACACGUUUUCUGCAAGAAGUGCUACGAACAGCGCCUGAGUAAUGACGGGCAUUGCUGUCCUCUCGAUGGUCAUCUGGUCGCGGCUGAUGACAUCGAAUGGGUGGACUGUCCUGUGCACAACCUGCUCAAACGGAAGGUUAAGUGCUGGAACGAAGACCGAGGCUGCGACAUUGUUUUGCCUGCAUCGGAACUCAACAGGCACUUUUGCAAAGACUGUGACCACCACUCCACUUGCUGUCCGAGAUGUUCGAUGGUUGUACGGUGUAAUUAUGUGUGCACGCACUUGCAGAGCGAGUGCAGGGAUCACGUGAUGUCUGUGGUGUCCGGAAGUCCGCCAAGUAACAUCUCUGGCGAAAACGCAUUGAUGAUGGCUUUGAAUGCAAAUAUAGAGACACGAGUAGGUGAAAUGAAAGAGAGACUAGACCACCUUACAAAUGAAAACAACGUCCAAAGUAACCGCCUUAAUGAGAUUUCACAUAGCAUGAACGCAAUGAGAGAAACGCUGCUUGGGAUAUCAAACAGAACUAGCGCACUAGGCAGCGUUGCGUCCUUCUCAGAAGCAAUUCAUGAAACUCUAAAUGAUCACGGUGAAAAGUUGGAGCAGCUUGCAGGAACAAUAAGCAAUUCACACGAAGCACUUAAGGAAGGCAUGGAGCGAAGUUUGGAACGCCUCAAAGAAGACACAGCAAACUGUUUCAAAGCUGACUUAAGACAAUUUUGUAGUGGUGAGGGUGGUGCACUGACGGUAACCAUUCGAAAAGAGUUGGAGGUUGCCGCGAAAACUAUCCGCCAAGACUGCGCACAAACUGUCGCCAGGAUUGUUGAAGUAAAGGACUGCGAGAAGCAAACCAGUCCAAGUGAAAUAAAUUCUGAAAGAACAGUAGCUCUAAGCAGAAUGAAUGUCAAGCGACACGAAUUCGUUGUAGAGGGAUUCAGAGCCAUGAAAAAGAGCGUUUGCUCAUGUGGAUCUGCUUCUUAUUGGACGGAAAAAAAGUACAUCUCUGGCCAUCACCUGUCGACAGGCGUACGUUUUACGAAAGACGGAGAGCGUGUUUACCUGUACCCUCUCAUUCAGCUGCACAAAGGAGUGAUCGACGACGUUCUUCAAUGGCCGUUCAAAGAAAAGAUUCGGCUGAUCAUUAAACACCCAUUUCAUAACAAAGAGUGCAGAAAGGAGGGAGUACCCUUCGGGCAUUCCUGCGUGUUUUAA